Molecule: messenger RNA, 693 nt
Organism: Pseudocercospora fijiensis CIRAD86
Lineage: Eukaryota; Fungi; Ascomycota; Dothideomycetes; Mycosphaerellales; Mycosphaerellaceae
Exons: 1
Coding region: 304-552 (82 amino acids)
Source: RefSeq, a predicted model, not a curated record
AACAAGAUUGGCACGGCCACUUACGGAAAUCUAGAUUACGGCACUGCGGUGCUCGUCGUACGUUCAUGAGCACGCCUGACACACUCUGUACUCAUCACCUCGCAGCCCUUUGAGAACAACUUGCUGCCACCAAUUAGACCUCAAUCCCCAAACAACACUGCCGUAAUCGGAGUCGGCGGCACAUCGCUCGGGGGUCUCCCAACCGGACAGAUCGGAAUCACUCCUCAAUCCACCAUCAAACCUGCCGGCACGACAAAGUCUUUCGAUCUCGACAGCCUGUAUAUCGGAUGUGCACUGAAUACAAUGGUAUCCCUAGCCGGUGUCAGAACUGCGUGCGGUGUCACGGUCACGGGCAAGGACAUCUUUGGCAAUAAUCUUCCUUCUCAGUCCUUGGAAUGGGGCCCGGAUCAACUGACGGGAAGUAGUAUGGAGUUUUGGAAAUUGAAUGGAAUUGUGAAUGCCAAGGAAGUUACGGUUAAGAUUACGAGUUCUUUGUCUCAGACUGCGACGAUUGUGUUUUUGGACAAUGUUAGGUAUUGUGUUAGGACGUGAUGGUGAGUGGAAGGAGACGAGCACACAAAUUCUAAGGGAAGAAAGGACGGGAGAGUAAUAUGCAUACAUACAUACAUACAUACGCGUCAAGAUCUGGCGAUUUAGGUACAGUAGUCAAGAGCAUAUGUGACUUUACGCUAC